Monopterus albus (swamp eel) is the source of this 1766-nucleotide messenger RNA. Its product is annotated as protein-lysine 6-oxidase-like. Bases 99 to 1583 code for a protein of 494 amino acids. Gene Ontology annotation, molecular function: protein-lysine 6-oxidase activity; copper ion binding. Lineage: Eukaryota; Metazoa; Chordata; Actinopteri; Synbranchiformes; Synbranchidae. The transcript is spliced from 7 exons. The record is from RefSeq and is a predicted model, not a curated record. Gene Ontology annotation, biological process: collagen fibril organization; peptidyl-lysine oxidation.
CAUCCAUUUCUCACAAAGCAUUUGUGGGCGCAAUUCGUGUCAUAAAUUAAUGUUUGAUUGGCUUACAAGAGCUAUUUAACUUUUUCUGUUUUACUGCCAUGGCAAAAUGGUCACUUUUAUUUUUAUACUUCUUCCAAGGACUAUUUCCUUUCAUCUUUGGGCAGCAACAGCAGCGCACGGCUGGCCCCUGGCGACACCGAAUUCAGUGGGAGAGCAACGGGCAGGUUUAUAGUCUAAUGAGUACUGGGUCAGAGUACCAGGCUGCAGCUCGGUCAAGAAGCCAGUCGAGGGUUUAUUUGAGCAGCAGGGGAGAUGGCACCAGGACUCAUGUGCAUAGCGAAGCGAUGCAUGUAAGAACCGGACAAGGUGAGUCUAGACACUUUAGAAGUGGUCAAGGUGUAGAGCGAGGAUCUUUUACACCUGAACACGAUGGUAGACAGUUUGUUUCUGUUAACGCUCGUGCGUUAGGGUCCAGACCGCCGCCCCAGCACUCACAUGGAGCUAGAGCUGCAGGUUUUCCAGGCGCACGACGCUUUAACCCUGAACCCACCAACAGCAUCAACGCCUCUGCGCCGGGAAGUCUGACAGAUCUCUCAGGCAGCAGAGGAGGUGUCAGCGUGGCUACUACUGCACUACACACCAGAGAAGGAGAACCGGGGCCCGGUGCGCAAUACCAAACGUUACAGGCAAGAGCUGUCUCCAGAGAGCCAGCACGGACAGAUUACUCCACAUCUCGAAAUCCCAGAAUUUUGGAGAGAGACUCUGGCUCCCUUGCUCCAUCACCCGUUCUUACGGAGGAUGUUUCAAAUUACGCAGCUACGAAUGGAGAUGACAUGGUUAACGACGACCCUGGAAACCCGUUAAAAAACCACGUCUUCUACAACUUGUAUCCCACAAGACCGAGGUCAGUAGCGCGCCGCCCGCCUGGCACAGGUUAUGGAACAAGAUAUUUCCAAAAUGGACUGCCAGACCUUGUGCCAGACCCAUAUGCCAUCCAAGCAGGUGCUUAUAUCCAGCGCAUGCAGAUGUAUGCACUCCGGUGUGCAGCUGAAGAGAACUGUCUGGCCAGGUCAGCUGAUGGACCCGCCGUGCGAGACAUUGACUUCAGAGUCCUCCUGCGGUUCCCCCAGAAAGUGAAGAACCAAGGCACCACCGACUUCCUCCCUGUCAAGCCGAGACAUCAGUGGGACUGGCACAGCUGCCACCAACACUACCACAGCAUGGACGCUUUCAGUAGCUAUGACCUGCUGGAUGUCAUCACUGGACGUAAAGUGGCCGAGGGACACAAGGCCAGUUUCUGCCUUGAAGACACAAGCUGCGACCCUGGAUUCAGACGGCGCUAUGCUUGUACAUCUCAUACCCAGGGGCUGAGCCCGGGAUGCCAUGACAUCUACGCUGCCAAUAUUGACUGUCAGUGGAUCGACAUCACUGAUGUACCUCCUGGGAACUACAUCUUGAAAGUUACCGUCAAUCCCAAUUUGCUUGUGCUGGAGUCGGAUUUCACCAACAACAUAGUGAGAUGUGAUAUCACAUACACAGGAAUGUAUGUUCAGAUACGCCACUGUCGAGUAAGCAGGGGUUGAAAUCUUCGUUUCUAAGUGGUACCUGCAGGAGUUUUGCAGCAAACAUCUCUCCCUGUACUGCACAACAACAUCAACUAAAAGUGUAACUGGUGAAGUGUUUAAGACAGCUGUAAUUCUGAGCUACAUUCCUGUGUUGCAUUCAUUGUUGUUAAAUGAAUGCAAAUGUUUACACCAUUUUGUAAA